Ustilaginoidea virens is the source of this 576-nucleotide messenger RNA. RefSeq lists its product as uncharacterized. NCBI's taxonomy places the organism in Eukaryota, Fungi, Ascomycota, Sordariomycetes, Hypocreales, Clavicipitaceae. Bases 1 to 576 code for a protein of 191 amino acids. The record is from RefSeq and is a predicted model, not a curated record. The transcript has a single exon.
AUGACCCCCCACGAUCAAUAUUCCUCAUCCGUCGGAGUCCUGGGCUGCAAGAUCAACACCAACCGAGUUGCCUACUGGCCCGGCAUGCCUGACUGCAGUAACAUAUGCGUCAAAGUCUCCUACCAGGGCCGAAGUGUUAACCUCCUGAGAAUCGACCAAUCCGGCGGCGCUCAUGACAUCUCCUACGAUGCCUGGAACUACCUCGCCUUUGGCAAGUCAGCCAAGGAAGAGCCCCAUAUGGGCGGGGGUAUCACCAUGCAGUUCGAGGACGUCCCUGCGGCAGAGUGCAAGCACCUUUUGGACGACGGCAAGCUGCCUCUGCAGGCCGCCGGCAGCAUGCCCUUCCUUGUCAGUUGUCUCGCGCAAAAGGACAGCUGGGUCGCCAAGAAUCACCAGCUCUACAACAUUGCCACGGCGACAUGCACAUUGGGCCAUGACGAGAAGUGCUCCUUUACUGGUAACAACGGCGCCAAUCAGCCCAUGUGCCCCCACAUGUUGAACGACCCGGCAAAGCUUAACCAGGCCGUGGUCAACAUUGCCUACGGCACUGGCAAGGAAGUUGCUGCUUUGCAGUAG